Messenger RNA from Doryrhamphus excisus (bluestripe pipefish), 797 nucleotides. It is a transcript of the gene epgn, whose product is annotated as epithelial mitogen homolog (mouse). Gene Ontology annotation, molecular function: epidermal growth factor receptor binding; growth factor activity. Lineage: Eukaryota; Metazoa; Chordata; Actinopteri; Syngnathiformes; Syngnathidae. Gene Ontology annotation, biological process: positive regulation of mitotic nuclear division; epidermal growth factor receptor signaling pathway; positive regulation of cell population proliferation. The record is from RefSeq and is a predicted model, not a curated record.
AGAGUGCUCUAUAUAAAGUUCUGAGGAUCUCAGUAGCACCUUAUUGAAGCAACGAUUGACAAAAUGAUCAUGCAGAAUCUCCACAUGGGCAUCCUCUCAGCCAUUCUUCUUCUAAUGGCGGCAUCGAGACUAUCGGCACAAGAACCAACCACAGAUCCCACUCUGAGCAACUCAUCACUGACCACUCAGCUUGAAAACAGCAACAUGGAGGACCCUCGGCUCCUGGGUUCACACAGGCCAUGUGGAAGUACAGACCAGCACUACUGUCUCAAUGGCGGCACAUGCAUCUACCCCCAAGACAACACAAAAGCAUUUUGCAUCUGCCCAGCCGGCUUCAGCGGGAAUCGCUGCCAAUUUGACCGUGAGCUGGAAUCCUUGCUUUCUUGUUAUGGCUAUCGCCUUUCUACGGAGCAUUUGAUCGCCAUCAGCUGUGCGGCGGCCAUACUUGUUUUCAGCCUGGCCUUUCUCAUCUAUUGUAUUGUCCGAAAGAGGUGUAUGACGUCAACAAAACUAGUCGAAUCCAGUCCAUCUGAGAUAACGGUGUGACAUCUUCCCCUGACAAUGUCUUCUACCAUCGUUAUCGUUUUUUACGUCGCCCCUUCCACUAUUUUACAGUACAGCAGGAAGAAAAGCUGUUUUGCACCUUAAAUGUUUUCUACCAAGCACACAGCAAUCAACGGAAAAACAAUGAUGCUUCAAACAACACAAUGUGAUUAUUUAUUAUUUUGUAUAAUCUAACUUAUUUUGUGCUUUUUGUAUUUAUUAUGGUUAAAAUAAUAAAUUAAACGUUUAAUCUC